AUGCAGUAUCCCGUAGCACUACAACUCCACAACUUUAUCUCGGCGCCUUCUUCUCCGGAACCCAACACCCCGCUGCCCGAAAAUACGGCCAAAGUCAUUAAAAUCACCAACUGUCGCGUCUUGAGAGACCACAAGAUUGUCGAAAAGGAUGCCAUUUGGAUCCAAGACGGAAAGAUUAUCGACCCCCAUAAGUUCUUUUGGUACCAAAAGCGACUCCCCGAUGUGGUGCUCGAUGCAGAGGGCCUGUUAGUUGUUCCUGGAUUCAUUGAGACGCAGAUUAAUGGCGCCUUUGGUGUAGACUUUUCGGUGCCUUCUGACCAAGACACGUAUGAGCGGGGCUUGACAAAAGUGAGCCGAGGACUGCUCAAGUACGGAACAACCUCCUAUUGCCCCACAAUUGUGUCCUCCAGUGCCGCGGUCUACCAUCAGGUCCUUCCACUUCUUAAGCCAAGGUCUGGUUCUUCCGAUUCAGGCGCCAGCAUCCUCGGCGCCCAUGUAGAAGGCCCAUUCAUCAACGAGGCUCGGGUUGGAGCACACGAACUCAAAGUUCUUCAAGCCUCUGCCAAGAACGGAUUCCAGGACUUCAAAAACGUUUACGGAUUCGAAGGCGACACACCCGAGGCGCAAAGGAAGCUGAACGAGGAGAAUCUUCAGUCCGUCAAGAUUAUUACCUGUGCUCCAGAAUUAGAUGGCGUGAUGGAGAGUAUUCCUGAUCUCGUCAAAGCAGGGAUCACAGUCUCAGUUGGUCAUUCAAUGGCCAAUACCUCUCAGGCCGAGAAGGCUGUCUUGCAGGGAGCAACAUUCAUUACGCAUCUGUUCAACGCCAUGCCACAGUUCCACCAUCGCGACCCCGGCAUUAUCGGUCUUCUUGGAUCCCGCUUGGAUUUACAGCGACCCUACUACGGCCUUAUUUGCGACGGAAUACAUGUCCACCCCAACUCUGUCAAGAUUGCAUACGAUUCUCAUCCAGAAGGAGUCAUUCUUGUCACCGAUGCGAUGUCUGCCAUGGGUCUCUCGCCAGGGGACUACCGACUCGGGAACAUGGAUGUUACCAAAGAGGAAGAUCGCGUUGUGAUUGAGGGUACCGAUACUCUUGCUGGAAGUCCCCACAGCAUAGAUCAGUAUACAAUAGAGCAACAAGAAUCGUUGGACAAGCAGCGUCACGAUGAAGGAUCCCUCCCGACACCACCUGGGUCGACCCCCCUAUCGCCACAAAAAAUGAUGGCCUCCGGCAUCCCUUCGACGCUCGACCAACUCCCUUCGCCUACGACUUUGAAGAGUAUUGUUCAUGGAAUCAUUGCUGCAAGGUUCUGGAAGACUUUGAUCGUACACACUGAGGAAUACGAGGAGCACGAUGUGUACGAUGAUUGCGAACACUAUGAAGGAUCGGAGCAUAGGAUGCGCAUCAUGAGCUUAUCUGUUUCCGACACGGAUGACAAUGCUGAUGACUGCGAGCGGGCUCCGUACGAUUCGUUUAAACCACAACAAUCGCAGCAUCGGCAACAACUCGACAUUCCAUCCAUUCAACAGCAAACAGCAGCACUGAACAGCACGCCUCCGGAGCAGGGAAUGAGUGAAUGCAGCUGCCAUCCGAGUAGCAGUGGCGACAGUACAGAAGAGGGCAAGAAGCUCGCAGAGUCCCGACAGAUAUCACCUUCAAACCCCACAAACGUUAACAAUGACGGUGACCUUUGCUGUCCAUCAUCUAGUGUCAUCACUUUGGAUGCCUGCAUGCGCAACUUUAUUCAGUUCACGUCUUGUUCGGUGGUCGAGGCACUGGAAGCGGUGACACUACACCCGGCAGUUCUAUUAGGCAUCCAGGAGAGCAAGGGCGUGAUAAAGCCUGGUGCUGAUGCGGACUUGGUCUUUUUGUCGGACGAUCUGUAUGUGAAGCGGGUCUUUGUUGCUGGCGAGGAGGUGGACUUGGGCGCGAUACAGGUCUAA
This is a messenger RNA of Linnemannia hyalina, 1944 nucleotides long. The record is from the annotation of a GenBank genome assembly. Lineage: Eukaryota; Fungi; Mortierellomycota; Mortierellomycetes; Mortierellales; Mortierellaceae.